Molecule: messenger RNA, 2004 nt
Organism: Photinus pyralis (common eastern firefly)
Lineage: Eukaryota; Metazoa; Arthropoda; Insecta; Coleoptera; Lampyridae
Product: 4-coumarate--CoA ligase 1-like
Exons: 7
Coding region: 336-1937 (533 amino acids)
Biological process (GO): long-chain fatty acid metabolic process; fatty-acyl-CoA biosynthetic process
Molecular function (GO): long-chain fatty acid-CoA ligase activity
Source: RefSeq, a predicted model, not a curated record
GGUAGUUUAUGUUGAUUUAAUAAACAAAUGUGUUUUUCCUAUACAGUUACUUCAAAUAUUGAUAACCUCUUCGUCGUGCUAUGGUAGAAUCUAUAAAUAAUUUCAUGGUUAACCUUGUCGAAGGGAAAAGUUCAUGCAGAAGGCUGCCACACGGUCACAUGCAUUUGAAAACGAGAUGAGAAGUGUGGUCGCAUGUCACAAAUGGAAAGCUUGGUCUAUUGCAUUAGUGGAAUUACAAAAUUGAUAAGUUAAAGUGAUAAAUCCAUUAUACUUGCAUGUAGUAAGUGAACUUAGGUACUUGCUAAUCGGUGUGCUAAGCUGAAUGUUUAUUAACGAUGGCAACAAACAAUAGUUGUAUUAUUUCUGGCCCCAAAGAAAAAUUUAAGAUAUGGUUUGAAUCCCUAGGUAUAUAUCUGUAUAACUGCCUCAAAGACAGAAAAGCGGACGACGUUUUAGUGAUAGAUGCUGAUUCCAAAAUCCAAUUAACAUGUGGAGAUGCUCUGAGUAAAAGUGUCAAGCUCUGCAAAUUUCUAAAGUCUAUUCCACUACGAAAAGGAGAUGUCGUGGGAAUAGUCUCGGAGAACCUCCCAAAUACAUACGUGGCGCUCUUAGGAGCGUUGCUGGCAGGCACCACUGUGUUAUUAUUAAAUCCCAGCUACACUCGACGAGAACUCGUACACGCACUUGGCAUUGCAAAACCAAGCGUUAUACUCAGUUCGCUAACUGCGAUACCAAAUUUGUUGCAAGUCAAAAAUACAUCUUCGUUAACUUUUGACAUCAUAACGAUCGAUGGCUCUUGGGACAAGAACAAUUCACGGUUACCAAGCAUCGAUUAUUUGAUCGAAAACCUGAGCGAAGACUUUGAAAUCGACAAAGUCGAGAUACAAGACAUAGCUUUCCUCUUGCUGUCUUCUGGAACAACCGGUUUACCGAAAUGCGUCAAAAUUAGUAAUCAAAAUAUGAUCUUGGGAGUAAAUACAAUUAAUGAUUCGAGAUACUUAAACGUUGGACCGGAUGAUGUAGUCAUAUCAAUUUUGCCUUUUUUUCAUGUAUACGGGCUUUAUAUACAUUUGACACCAAUUGUUGCGUCCACGAAGGUAAUACUUAUGAAAAAAUUUAAACCGGACCUCUUUUUACAAUCAAUUCAAGACUAUAGAGUGACAAAAUUGAUAACUGUGCCCCCCAUAGUGCAUUUUCUACUGAAAAGUCCGGCGGUUAGUAAUUAUGACGUUUCAAGUAUCAACGACAUGCCAGUGGGUGCUGCUCCAUUGGGACAGGAUAUAUACGAAGAAUUUCUAAAGAGAUUUCCACAUGUUUCUAUUCGACAACUGUAUGGUCUCACUGAAACUAGUGGUAUAUGCACAAUCCAACAGAGUACAGGAGGCGGCGCAGAUGUGGGGACACCCUUAUGUAAUUCACAAUGCAAAGUGAUUGACUUAUGCUCGGAAAAACCCGUUAAAGCUUUACACGUUGGCGAAUUAUGCAUAAAGGGCAUAGGCGUUUCCAGUGGUUACUAUAAGGGGAAAACGGAAGCAGAUGUUCCCAUCGCUGAUGAUGACGGGUUCUAUCAUACCGGCGAUCUGGGAUACUAUGAUGAAGCAGGAAAGCUGUUUAUUGUGGAUAGACUUAAAGAAAUAAUUAAAUAUAAAUGUUACCAGGUAUCCCCUUCCGAACUGGAGGACGUUCUCUUAAGUCAUCCGGCUGUGAGGGAUUGUGGAGUUAUCGGCAUACCUGACGAACGAGCCGGAGAGUUGCCUCUGGCAUUCGUUGUUCGGCAAGAUGAUACAAAUAUUACCGAACAAGAAUUAGUCGAAUUUGUCGCUGAAAACCUAUCAAUUCACAAGCAUUUAUACGGAGGUGUGCGAUUUAUCGAAGAAAUACCAAGGACGAUAUCUGGAAAAAUUUUAAGAAAAGAACUUAAGAAAAUAUGUUAUUAAAAUGUAGGUUUUACUGUAAAAUUUAGCGUAAUAUAAAAAGAAGGGCGAGCAAGAAUUUCUUCCUGUU